Nematostella vectensis (starlet sea anemone) is the source of this 2898-nucleotide messenger RNA. Its product is annotated as EGF domain-specific O-linked N-acetylglucosamine transferase. NCBI's taxonomy places the organism in Eukaryota, Metazoa, Cnidaria, Anthozoa, Actiniaria, Edwardsiidae. Bases 256 to 1761 code for a protein of 501 amino acids. Gene Ontology annotation, molecular function: protein N-acetylglucosaminyltransferase activity. The record is from RefSeq and is a predicted model, not a curated record. Gene Ontology annotation, cellular component: endoplasmic reticulum lumen. The transcript has 18 exons.
UUGAAGUUCCAUAAAGUUUUUUCGCGGUGUUUUUUAUAUUCUAAAACAUACCUAUCCUGCUUUUUAGUUUAGUCUUUAGGUUAUCAAUGUAAAAAAUAAUGUUUUUUAUCAUUUUUAUACAUUAUUUAAUACUUAAUGUAUGAAAAAUACUUGCUUUAGCUUUAGUUUUCAUAACUCAAACUCUGUACACAUUCAUUCAUAUUUUGCAUCCAACAACGAAAGGGAAGCGGAAAGUCCCUUUGCGAAUUAAGAAAAAUGCGCCCAUUGAUCCAUUUACAUCUCCAUUGUAUUUUCCUGGUGCUACUCUUGUUUAGUGAAGUGAUUUUGGGAACUUCUGUGCAAAGUCACUUUACAUCAUCUGAAGGCUACUGCCAAGACAAGAGAUCCUGUCAGAUAUUAAAUAAAAAGAAAUGCUGGGGAUAUGAGCCAGACUGUGAUACCAGUGACCGUUACUCUCACCCAACAUGCACCAAGCUUGAUAGAAGAUGGGCACAAACUCUUGAAGACCAACAGCAAAAGUUCUGGGAGCAGGGGGAUUUUGGUUACCUUAGGAAAAAGAUGGAUACAAUGAUGCAACUCUGCACUCCACAGAACCAGGGUGAUUCCUCUCUGAGUUGUACCAAAAACCUGUGGUACUGCAGAGCCACCAAUCUCUACCUGGACUUUAGAAGAUAUGAUUUCCACAGAAGACACAACAGAUAUCAUGAAGAUGUUUUCAAGGAAGGGGAAGUUGGAGGUCAUUGUAACUUCAAUAAAGAACUUCAUAAGCAGCAAGGGGAAAACAAAAGUCCACUGCAAUCAUGGUUUGCAGAGCUUCAACAUUUCACAUCAUUGCCAUAUCAUCCUAUGAAUGAUGGUGCUUGUGAUGUCGUGAUUGACAAGCCAACAAUGGUGAUCAAGUUAGAUGCAGGAGUCAACAUGUAUCACCACUUCUGUGACUUUGUAAAUCUCUACGCCUCGCAACACAUAAAUGGGAGCUUUUCAACAGAUGUAAACAUCCUAGUUUGGGACACAAGUGACAUGCACUAUGCAGACUUCUUCUCAGAAAUGUGGAUGGUAUUUUCUAAGCACCCUUUACUCCGUUUAAACAGUUUUCAAGGAAAAAGGGUAUGUUUGAAAGACGCAGUGUUUUCCCUACUUGCAAGGAUGAUCUUUGGUCUUUACUACAACAUGCCACUGGUUCCUAAUUGUCAUGGAAGUGGGCUGUUCCAUUCCUUUACUCAUCAUACACUGGAGCGCCUGGGCAUCAUUCAAGAUGAAUAUGAGGAAGAUGAAUUUAGAAUCACUUUGAUCGAGAGAAAGACUCAAUACAGAAACAUUUUGAAUCAGGACGAGCUAAUUGGUGCCAUGAAGAGUGUCCCAAAUUUUAAAGUGAAGGUGGUACAUUACAACCGUGAAAUUCCUUUCUUAGAUCAACUAAAGGUGACACAUAAUACCGACAUCAUGAUAGGCAUGCACGGGGCGGGGCUUACCCACCUCCUGUUCUUACCUGAUUGGGCGGUGAUCUUUGAAAUAUACAACACUGAGGAUCCAGAUUGUUACGGGGAUCUAGCACGACUGAGAGGGGUCACAUACAUGACUUGGGAAAAGAGAGAAAAACUCCACCAACAGGACGAGGGUCACCACCCCACUCUCGGUGCACAUGCCAAGUUCACAAACUAUGGCUUCGACGUUGAGGAGUUCAUGAGGCUUAUCUAUCAAGCAGCAGAUGCUGUCAAGGCCAAGCGCAGCCAUCACAGCGAAGACAAGCCAGACCCAUAAAUAGUUAGAAGGUACUCAGAAUCAGAGCAAUACGUGCUAACUACAGUAUAAUCUACAGUAUAAGAGAUAGUAGCCACGUACGUAGCGUCGAUUCCCUCGGGCUUUCCAAAAUACUUCACACUUGUACCAAUCGUAUAUUUUAAAACGGGUUCGGAGUUUAAAUUCAUUGUAUGGCCGCUUGAGCCUGGGGCAAGUGAAAAAAAGCACAACUGACGCGCGCGGUAUGAAAACAACCUCGAGCGGUAUGAAAGCAACCUCGUUUUCUUGAUUUUCUAGAGAUUUUGCUUAUCAGACUGUAUGAACUAUGUCAUAUGGGGGGGAUACAGAAACAUUAGGAAAAUAUUGAGGGGGGGGGCACAGCCACGCCCCUACUGGUCAUUUUCUUAUAAUUGUUGAAAAUUUUUGGGGUCACCUGCCCCAGUGCCCCACCCCCUGCUACUCUCCUGGACCAAACCAUGCUGGACCGUUCAGCAUAACAAUGAGGCGAGUAAUCCUCGCAAAAAAAAAAUGCUGAAGGUAUUUGAGUAUGGUUUUAAAGGUUUUUAAGUUUGACUUGUUUGUUUAUUUAGAUUUGGAAAUAGAUGGGUUCCCUGUUUUUCUGGACACGCCCCUAUAUGAACAAUCUGAGAGUUUGCACAGCAGCAUUCCCUUGUAAAACACGUGAUUUUAAUUGAGCUCCAAAUGGACAGACAAAAAAGUCGUGUGGAAUUUAUCAGAGAUCUCAGGAAAGUUGGUAAUACAAGGCGAGGUUAUGGAUUAUUUAAAAGUAUCAAUUCCGAAUUUAUUUUCCAGCGAAAUAAGUGCGGAAGUAAACAUAUAUAAUACAGUAUAUAAUACGUAAACUUUAUUCAAAUUAUACAUAAAAGUAUUUUAAAUACUUUAUUUAUCUGAAGGCUAAAUCUUACAUAAUAGUUAUUUUACUAUUUUACGGAAAAAAAAAACAGCUAUGAUAAUCCGACAAUGGCCUAAAUAACAUGCAAACCUAUUCCUCCAAACAAACUUAAGGGUAGUUUUCUCACAAAGAAAAAAAGAUUUCUGUACAAGUACUAUAUGCAUUUUACAAACAAAAGAUUUAUAUAUAUAGCUAUCUUCAACUGUAACUAACGUAAGUAAAGUCGAAAGAGUUUCUAAUGCACA